AUGGGGCUGCUGCAAAAGCUGCUGGACUUGUUGGGAUUAGGGGGCAAGAAGGUCAACGUGCUGGUUGUCGGCCUCGACAACAGCGGCAAGACCACCACCAUAGAGCGGCUCAAGCCGCGCAGCAAGCAAAGUGUGGAGGUCGCCCCCACUGUGGGAUUCAACGUGGACGAGUUCCAACGGGGCGGCCUCAAGUUCACCGCGUUUGACAUGAGCGGCGCGGGGCGGUACCGCGUGCUGUGGGAGCAGUACUAUCAGGAGGCUCAGGCGGUGGUGUUUGUCAUUGACAGCGCCGACAAGCUGCGCCUGGUUGUCGCGAAGGAUGAGCUGGACAACAUGCUGGGGCACCCGCAGCUGGGGCGCGGCGUGCCGCUGCUGCUGCUGGCCAACAAGCGCGACCUGCCCACUGCGCUCAGCCCUGUGGAAAUCGCCCAGGCGCUGCGCUUGGAGGACAUCCGCCAGCGGCCGUGGCAGAUCGUCCCCAGCAACGCGCUCACUGGGGACGGCCUGGACCGCGGCAUCGAGUGGCUGGCGGGGAAGCUGCUGCAGCGAUGA
This is a messenger RNA of Monoraphidium neglectum, 552 nucleotides long. Its product is annotated as ADP-ribosylation factor-like 6. Gene Ontology annotation, cellular component: axoneme; cytoplasm. Gene Ontology annotation, molecular function: GTP binding; GTPase activity. NCBI's taxonomy places the organism in Eukaryota, Viridiplantae, Chlorophyta, Chlorophyceae, Sphaeropleales, Selenastraceae. Gene Ontology annotation, biological process: intracellular protein transport; cilium assembly; vesicle-mediated transport. The transcript has 6 exons. The record is from RefSeq and is a predicted model, not a curated record. Bases 1 to 552 code for a protein of 183 amino acids.